AUGGAGGGUGCAGCUCACACUGACACGGAGCUCGUGGCCCCCGUGGUGGAGCUCACGCCCUCCACGAUGCAAAAGAUCUCUCUGCUGGAACAAAAAGUAGAGAAACAAGCACAAGAAAUCCAGCUGAAGGACAGGAGGAUUGCUGAGCUCGAGGAGAAGAUAAAGACUCUUCAGGGAGGGGAAGGUGCUCCUGACUCAUCCACCCUAGAAGAGCUGGAAGUGAGAUGCCUUCAGCUGCAGGCCCAGGUCAGCGAGAUGGAGCGGUUUCUGAAUGACUACGGCCUGAUUUGGGUGGGAGGGACACAGGAUCAGCUGGAAGACACAGAAUCCCUCGGGGAUGAAGAGGAGCUGCCACCAAGGAGCCUCUGGAAGCCAGGCGAAGCAGUUGUUUCCAAGCACCUGAUUGAUUUUGAUUUAAUCUUGGAGAACGUGAAAUAUUUGAACCUGCUGGCUGGAGAAGGCAGCUCUCAAAUCAAGCACACGCUCCGGGGGGCUCGGCUGAAGCAGCCAGAGCCCGUCCCUCUCACCCUGUACCAAAAUGGGAUCGUCAUGUGCAGUGGAGCCUUCCGGCCCUACAGGGACCCAUCCACGCAGCAAUGCCUGCAGGACAUCAUGGAUGGGUAUUUCCCUUCAGAGCUGCAGCAGCGCUACCCCGACGGCAUCCCUUUGCAGGUCACUGACAGAAGGGAUGUGGUGUUUGAGGAGAGGGACCUUCCAAGGAGUUUUCCUGGCCAUGGCCAAAUGGUUGGUCAUCCACGAUCAAACCAAGUGCAGGAAACCACCGAGAUCCCAGGUCCCAAAGCCUCCUUGGAGCAGUUUCCCAGUGAGCUUCCCAAGCCCCUGGAACGUGGAGGAGGAGUGGUUGGUGUCCAGGGCUCAACUGGAGCAGCACAGGAGGGCUCUGAUGGGGUGCAGAGCAGCAAAGAGACCCUGCUGGAGUCACCCAGGCUGGCUGCCCUGGAGAGGUGCAGGGUGAAGAUGACUGGAGAGGCUGAAGCUCCUCCCCCUGGAGUGUGCACCCUCCGUGUCAGGUCGGAGAGCGGGGAGCACACGCACCUUGUGAGGAUGCUCUUCACUGACACCAUCGGGGACCUGCGCCAGCACCUCGCCCACAUCAGGGGUGGAGACUCCGACUCGUAUGAGAUCAUCAGCACCUUUCCCAAGAGGCUGUACACGGACAACUCCAGGAGCCUGCAGGAAUGUGGGCUGAUCCCCAGUGCCUCCUUGCUGCUGAGGAGAAGAGACCCCUCCCAGCAAGAGGGACAGGGCUGCAAACACUGUAACAGCUCCUCAUCCCAAGCUCUGUAAGGAGAAGGAUCUGUCUCUCUCACCUGUUAUAACCUGCCCUGGCUGGGAAGAGGUUUUCUUUCCAGAUUUAGUUUCCUUGUGCCAUUA
Myiozetetes cayanensis is the source of this 1395-nucleotide messenger RNA. RefSeq names its product UBX domain protein 11 (gene UBXN11). The transcript is spliced from 12 exons. The record is from RefSeq and is a predicted model, not a curated record. Lineage: Eukaryota; Metazoa; Chordata; Aves; Passeriformes; Tyrannidae. Gene Ontology annotation, molecular function: ubiquitin binding. Gene Ontology annotation, biological process: proteasome-mediated ubiquitin-dependent protein catabolic process. Bases 1 to 1308 code for a protein of 435 amino acids.